This is a messenger RNA of Chelmon rostratus (copperband butterflyfish), 2489 nucleotides long. It is a transcript of the gene tmc4, whose product is annotated as transmembrane channel-like 4. The transcript has 16 exons. The record is from RefSeq and is a predicted model, not a curated record. Bases 1 to 2100 code for a protein of 699 amino acids. Gene Ontology annotation, cellular component: plasma membrane. Gene Ontology annotation, molecular function: mechanosensitive monoatomic ion channel activity. Lineage: Eukaryota; Metazoa; Chordata; Actinopteri; Chaetodontiformes; Chaetodontidae.
AUGGCCAGUGAACUGCAGAGAGGCUCAAGUCAGGUGUAUGACUAUAUAGAAGGUAAUGGUUACCUUGGUGACCACCCAUCGCUGAGGUCACGGCGGGCUUCGUCUGGAGUUUCCAAUCAGAAUUACCCUCAGUUUAACUGGGGCUCGACGCCUGCGGAGGGGGAUGAAGAGGGUAGUGGGCUGCCCCAGGACCUCAGGAGCACUCCUCUGCCCAUGAGCCUGAAAAGAGCUGUGCGCCAGGUGCAGCAAAUGCGGGUGCCUGUGGUUUCCAGCAGGGAGUCCUGGAGACUGAACAAGUCCAAAUCUCUGCGGAAACUCAGAAACGACACCAGAGAGUUUUUCUACGUUUUCGCUCUGUGGAGGAAGUCUUUGCAAAAGAUUGGAGGGAACUUUGGAGGUGGCGUCCAGUCCUACUUCCUGUUCCUACGGUUCUUGGUGGUGCUCAAUUUUGUUUCCUUUCUACUGAUUGCUGGAUUUGUCCUCAUCCCCAGCAUUGUCUUCAGAUCUGUUGCCCCCAGCCUGGUCAACAUCACUGGUCCAGAGGAAUGCAUGGAGUAUGACCCCAAUCCUCGGCGCUUGGUGCCGUUCUACAGUUACUUCCUUGACUUAAUCUCGGGAACGGGUUUUAUGGAGUAUUCAUACCUGUAUUAUGGCUACUACAACAACACACUGGUGGCGGACAGGAACUUCUCCUACAACAUUCCCCUGGCCUACCUCCUCACUGCUGCCUUCUACUUCGCCUUCUGUCUCAUUUGCAUCAUAGCACGCAUGGGAACUGCAGCUCGAGUUGCUGUGGCAACAGGAGGCAGCGCCGUGGGCAACUACAGCAUGAUAGCGUUCACCAGCUGGGACUACGGAUGCCUGGGAGACCAAGCUACCAGACUGAAGCAGAAACGCAUCCUCUACAGGCUACAGGUGGAUCUGGAGGAGGAAAGCUUAAAGAAGAGGACAGCCGCUCUGACUUUGAAGCAAAAAAUCAUUUUUUACUCUCUACGUGUUUUCAUGUGUUUGGUUGCAUUUGGCCUCAUUAUAGGAGCCUUAUACGGCAUCUCUGCAGCCACUGCCUUCAGCCAGGAGAGGAGUGGGGAUGAGGGGAUCCUGGGAUUGUUUUUUGAGUAUCUACCUUCCAUUGUCAUCACCGUCGGAAACUUCCUGGUGCCGCUGCUGUGUGACCAGAUCGCUUUGUUAGAGCGAUAUUCCCCCAGCACCACGAUCAUAGUGGCGCUGUUAAGGGCAGUGUUCCUUCGUCUGGUGAGUCUGGGGGUUCUCCUCUUCACUCUGUGGCGUCAGAUCACCUGCAUGGGGGACUUAAAUAGUUUAGAAUGUGAAGUGUGCCAAUACAACCACGAAGUCUACCCGUGCUGGGAAACACGAGUAGGACAGGAGAUGUACAAGCUGACACUGUUUGACCUCCUCAUCAACAUCGCUGUGCUCGUCCUGGUGGAGUUUCCACGCAGGAUGGUGGUGGACAACUGGUCCUGUAAGCUGGCUCAGUGGGUGGGUCGGCAGGAGUUUGUCGUUUCCUCCAACGUUCUCGGCCUGGUUUAUGCUCAGACUGUGGUUUGGACGGGAGCUUUUUUUUGCCCUCUGCUGCCACUCAUCAACACCGUCAAGUUUGUCAUCCUCUUCUACUGCAAGAGGGCCACACUCCUCUAUAACUGUCGGCCAGCGAUGAGGACGUUUCGCUCCACCACCUCCACCUUCUUCUUCCUGGCGGUGCUCCUCUUUGGCUGGAUCCUGGCCACAGUUGUCAUGGUUUACAGUCUCACUGAGAUUCAUCCAUCUAUGGGUUGCGGUCCUUUCCGUUUCUUCCCUUACAUGUGGUUGAUCGUUCCAACCUCUUUCUACAGCCUCUCUAAAAUUACACAGGACUUUCUCUUCUUCAUUGGUUCCCAGGCAUUCUCCAUCCCUCUGUGUGUGUUAUUCUGUGUGGUGUUGUGUUAUUUCGUAGCCUUAGCCUCUGUAUAUGGGAAUUCUGUGGCACUGCUGAGAGCUCAGAUUAAACUGGAGGGCCGUGACAAGCAGUUCUUGGUCAAGCAGAUUGAGGUGCUGAGUCGGCAACUUCAGAUACCAAAACACAUCGCAGGAGCACAAGACUGACCAUGUUGAGUUUUUAAGACCUUCGUUAUUACCCUAAACACGAAAAAACAUGCUGAGGCAUCUGGAAGGACUGUACACACACCCUAUUUUGUAUAUGUGUAAAGUCAGGGUCCUAUAAUGCUGGCUGCACUAGUAGUAGCAGUUUUGCAGACAAUACUGCAAAGAGAUUAUUAAAUUAAAGAUGCUGUGGUUCUUGACAGAUUUGACACAGAUAUGUUUUCUAGGAAAAUUUGAUAAAUGGACAUUAAAAAUUGUUCUAUCUAAUCUAAGUUAGUGCUAUAUGGUUAAAUUAGAUAAAGCUAUGCAUAAAUGGCAUGCAGAGUUGCAUGUUAGAUAUGAAAAGUUUCACCACAUUUAUCUGUACAUGAAAGAAAUGUUGUGUAUCUUGU